Molecule: messenger RNA, 1641 nt
Organism: Trichoderma aggressivum f. europaeum
Lineage: Eukaryota; Fungi; Ascomycota; Sordariomycetes; Hypocreales; Hypocreaceae
Exons: 2
Coding region: 1-1641 (546 amino acids)
Source: RefSeq, a predicted model, not a curated record
AUGGUAUUUAAAGUACAGAAGAUCCCAACCAUCUUCCCAGUUCUGCCCGUUACGCCAGCCAUCUCACAUUCUCCGACGCGCCGGGGCACAAUGCCAGCCACAUCGUCAGUUAGGGAUGAAGCCCCUACAUACACCGCAGAGGAUUUACUCUCCCUUGAUGAUGACCAGUUCACAGAAUUUUUGAAGCGCUGCGAACGCCCAGAGGGCGGAUAUGAUAUUUCAAGCGCGUCAGAUCUCCACUUGAUGGUAGAGUCCCGACGACAAUUGCUUUUCGAAAGGUUGAGAGCCGCCCUGCAACAGCUAGCGAAAGCAACUGAGCCUGCCCCUCUCGAUAUCGAUGCGCUCACAAAACGCUUGGUCGACGUUGCUGAAGGCCCAAACACCCCUCGUAAAUACACCCGACGGGGGUCGCGCGAUAGGGACACCCCGUCCCCCUCGUCGUCUCUUGACAGACGCGUCUUGGCCAAUGACAAAGAGAUGGAGUUGCUGCGUCUUGAGGAGCUCCUUCAGCAUGGUGGUAGGCCUGUGGCUCUCGACAUUGCGUCGCUGACUGAGAGUGAGCGAAAGAAGCUCCCAUGGUUGAGUGGCCCAUGGUUCCGAGAUCACGAUUGGUCCAGCGAUGAAGUGCCCACGAUUUUUGCCAUACAAGCCCAUCGCUGGUGGGACUUCAUUAAAUGGCAGGUGGAAAAUCGAAACAUUGAGGAUGGAGAUUAUGGAUUCCCCCAGUACCUAGAGGCACAGAGGCGCCAAGGUUUGCGAGAAUUCUAUCCACAAUCUGGUCCCGAGUAUGACGAGUCAACCGCACGAAUGUGGGAGAUGGGUCAUCAAAAUUACUGCGAAAUCCCCGGCGGAAGUUUUUCAGCCUACCAAGAAGCAGUCAAGAAACGUCUGGCAUCUCACAACUUCACUCAGGAGUUUCGAUUGGAAGACGACCCGCGUCAACAAGAUGCCUGGACAACAUGGGUUGAGUAUCUCAACUUUGAAUACUUUGAGACAGAUAGGCUCGCUGCUUUGUUAAUGAUCUUGGAACAAGAUUACAUCGCUGCCUGGGAUAAAUUCUUGAUUGCGGAUUCGUCGACGUAUGACGAAUUUGGCAGACCAUUAGCUCAACCAGAAGAUAACUUUGGGGCCCUCCAACAGCGGAUAGACAUUUUUAUCCGAGACACUGACCUGUAUCGAAGCAAGGAGCGCUUUUUUCGCCACCAACGCGUCUUGACGCAAUGGAUCCUUGAGCAGUUGAGUUUAAUCGAAGUUGAGACCGAGCAACAAUGUACAGCUAAAGACUGUAGCCAAAGCAAGCCUCCGACCAGCAAGAAAAGAAAACAAACCGAGGAAGAGGAAGCUGAGGACGAAGAAACGGGACGCAGCCUCAAAAGAUCGAAGCAACACAGUUUCUCGGGUCAAAACGCUGCUCAACAACCAGCUCGAGGAAGAUCAAAGAAUUCCAUUAAAGCAACGGCAUCUAGAAGGGGCGCACAAAAAUCCCGUCUGCCUGGUCAACCAGCCAGCCCACAGACAAAUACAACCUUGGACUCUCAGAAAAGCCAGUCCUUGAAACGGAAAUCGUGCGCUGAGGUUCUACCACCGCCAAUUCGGCGCCGAUCACAACGGCUACAAGCACGGUUACAAAAACGUUUAUAG